UACAUCUGUCGAAACAACAGCUGCGAAUUAAAAAAAGCGCGCGAGGAUGCGGCGGAGCAACGCGUUCACAAACGCACACACGACACUAAGGGCGGGUUGUUCCAACUUAUAGGACUGGUGACUGGUUUUUAUUUUCCUUUGCUUGCCUGGUUGAAAAUUCUUAUCUGGUUAUGAGUCAGUUCAUUACGGUACAAGUAGGGCAAUGUGGGAAUCAAGUAGGAGGAGCUUUUUGGCCACUUGCAUUACACGAGCACGGAAUAGAAACAACCUCAUCGGGAAUGAAAUUUCUGAAGAUCCAACGGGAUCACAUAAAACAUAUCGAUGACCUGUCCGACGCUUUUGACAGUUUUUUCCACGUACCAGGAAAUGCCAAACACCUUUCUUUCAAACAAAUAUCAGAUUUGGUUUCUGCCAAAGUCAAAGCAAGGGCAGUUUUAAUAGAUAUGGAGGACAGCGUUGUUUCGCGGUUCAAACAAGGUCCUCUACGAAAAUUGUUCGAUCAAACUUGCACAAUCACAAAUUAUCCAGGUUCUGGUAACAAUUGGGCAGUAGGGUACCAUACUCAUGGGCAGGCUUAUUACGAUAAAAUUGAGGAAGCAAUCAGAAAGACCGCAGAGAGGUGUAACAGUCUUCAUGGAUUUUUGAUGUUGCAUUCACUCGGAGGAGGAACCGGUUCAGGUCUCGGAACUUCGACUCUAAAAUUAUUGAACGACAAUUAUCCGGAAGUCGACAGAUUCGUUUCUUGUGUUUAUCCUGCUGGCAAUCAGGAUGUUGUCACUGCACCGUACAAUGUUCUAUUAGCAACUGCAAAACUAGUGGAACACGCCACCUGCGUUUUUCCGGCUGACAAUAGCGCUCUGUUCGACAUAUGCAACUCUGAGCUGCAAAAACGAGAUAACAGGGAUCAGCACGAGUACAAUGCUACUGGACAACCCUUUCAAGAUAUGAACAGUGUUAUUGUCAACAUGCUGCUACAUCUCACGAGUGGUGCAAGAUUUCCUGGGAGUUUGAAUACGGAUAUGAACGAGAUUGCUACAAAUUUAGUAGCUUAUCCAAAAUUGCAUUAUAUAUAUAGCAGUGUUAGUCCGAUAUCCCUCACCGCAUCAACAGUAUCGACAGCUCAUGGAGCCAAAUUACAAGACGAGCUUUUCAGUAACGCCUGGUCUAGAAAAAAUCAAUUACUUAAAAUUGAUCCUUUAAGUCCAAAUUCAGUGAUAAUAGGCAGCGCUCACAUUGCGAGAGGGAAUGCAUCGUUAACAGAUAUAAGAAGAAAUAUUGAAAGAUUUCAGACUAGGGCAAAAUUCACGACAUGGAGUAAAGAAGCAACCAAAAUUGGCAUGUGUUCUGUACCUCCGGCCGGACACACAGCUUCUCUUCUGUGCCUGCUCAAUUCUUCUUCAAUGUCAUCGAUGUUGAAGGAUCUGACAAUACAAUUCGAUCGACUGUACCAAAGAAAAGCUCAUGUGCACCACUACCUAGAAAUCGAUGGGUUUGAGGAAGCAGAUUUUGAGAAUUCUAGAUCAGAGGUGCUUUCUGUAUGCGAGCGUUAUGCUGAAUUAUCAACUCAAAAAUCGUCUAACGUAUCUCGACUUAAAGUCAUUUGAUCACUGACUUUAUUAAUUUUUGUAUUCUACUCACAUAACAUAAAGCUAUCGUAAUAAAAAUUGUACAUAUACAUAAAGAUA
Molecule: messenger RNA, 1685 nt
Organism: Venturia canescens
Lineage: Eukaryota; Metazoa; Arthropoda; Insecta; Hymenoptera; Ichneumonidae
Product: tubulin epsilon chain-like
Exons: 9
Coding region: 171-1604 (477 amino acids)
Biological process (GO): mitotic cell cycle; microtubule cytoskeleton organization
Cellular component (GO): microtubule; cytoplasm
Molecular function (GO): GTP binding; structural constituent of cytoskeleton
Source: RefSeq, a predicted model, not a curated record